Messenger RNA from Haliotis rufescens (red abalone), 13777 nucleotides. RefSeq names its product zinc finger protein Xfin-like. Lineage: Eukaryota; Metazoa; Mollusca; Gastropoda; Lepetellida; Haliotidae. The coding region runs from base 258 to 5879 and encodes 1873 amino acids. The transcript is spliced from 3 exons. The record is from RefSeq and is a predicted model, not a curated record.
UCUGCUAAAAAUCCAGCGAAAUCUAUUUUCGUUUCAGCGCUGCCUGUACAGUAAAUUGUACCGAAUCGCCCUCGGCCUAGAGUUUUCCGGCUUCGUGUAGUCUUGCACAGAAAUUCGGGACAUGUUUACCGGGAUCAGUGAAGCGUGGACAUCUGGAACUGACUGACGGAUGACCUGGAAUGGCCCUGUAUAUACCAGCUGGUCUGAGCUAGUCCUUCCAGAUAAGUCUCCAGGUACAAAGAACUGAAACACAUACUAUGGCAUCUGAUGCAGUGGAGGUUCUUUCGGAUGCUGCUGAUGACAAAGAGGGCAACAUGGACAUAGAGAUCUCCAUCAACCCUGACUAUGAUGAUCCCACUCCAGACACCAGCGAGAGUGAGCCAGAAAGAAAAAAGGAGAAAUUUGUACCGGUUCAUGAUGAAAAUUUUGAAAUCUCAGAUGAACCGCUUUUGUCCUGUGACCAGUGUGACCGACAGUUUGUCUCUGAGGAAUUCCUCCAGAAGCAUCGGGUCAAUCACCAGUUCAAGCGGUCAUUUGUAUGUCGACACUGUCACCAUGAGACCUCCUCUGAAAGAGACCUCCAGCAGCACCUGAAGACACAUCUGGGGGAGAUGCCUUUUAUGUGUGAUGUGUGUGGUAAAGGUUUCGGAAAUGUGUACCACUACCGGAGUCACUACAGGACACACACUGGAGAGAAGCCUUACAAGUGUGGAAUUUGUGGUAAGCGAUUUACAACUUCAACGGGACUUCGAUAUCAUGAAAGAACACGCAGUGGUGAGAACUGUAGCAUCAGAGUUGGAGGAAAGAGUCCAGAAGAAGGUAACAAAACAAAGGAUUGGGAUGGCGAGACAUUGAUUUAUGUACACCCACCAGCAGGAUAUGUGAAUCUGUUGAUCAAAUCGGAAAGUAAAUCCCCACAAGAUGAAGAUGACUCCACAGCCAAAUCUCGGGGUAAAAGUCCAGAGAAGAGCAAUGCAAGUACAGAUGUUUCUUCCAUGACAACGGUGGAGAAGCAACAGAUAGCUCUAUCUUACAAUGAGGGAACUGAGUGCAUGAUUUGUGGAAAGAAAUUUCAGUACCCAUCCAUUCUUAAGAGUCACAUGAGAGUUCAUAGUGCUGAAGAGAUUGAUCACACCCUGAAGAUGUUCCAGUCUUCUACUGAUGAGGACAGUUUGAAGAAGUUUGCAUCAUGGAGGCCAUAUGCUUGUAAGGAGUGUGGACAUGAAUGUUGCACUUCAGAGGAGUUGAAGACUCACAUGCUAUCACAUUCAGCAGAGAAACCUCAUUUUUGCAAAUAUUGUGGGAAGUGUUUUGGAAAGGCACACAAUUUACAUGCUCAUGUGCGCACACAUACUGGUGAGAAGCCAUUUAAAUGUUUAGAGUGUGGUAAACGUUUCACAACAUCUACUGGAUUCCGAUAUCAUAACAAAGCUCAUCACAAGGGUUCAGCCUCACAUGCUUCCAAAGAGAAGGAGACGCUAAUUGAAUCCUUUGAACCUGGUUUUCUGAAGAUUGUCAGCGUGACCUCCUUAGCUGAUGGCUCUUCUGACAUUGACCCAUCCAUUUUUGAGGACAGUGUUGAGACAGUUAAUGAGGCAGAUCUUCCUGAAACUCCAACAGAAAAAACUGAAACAUGUGAGGAUAAUACAAAUGAAAAGAAUUCAGAAGUUACAAUGAUAUUAACAGCUGAUGAUAUCACUGAAGUUGAAAAACAAAGCAGCAGUGAUGUUACUUUGGAAUGUGAAGUCUGUGGCACUAUGUUUGAAGAGGAAGCUGUAUUAGAACGCCAUAUGAAGAAACAUCGAGCUAUCAAGAAGAAGAAGGCUCGGUCAUUAGGAUCUGAAGCAUCUCCAGAAAAACAGUCAUUAAGUGUGGAGGGAUGGAACACAUCUAUUUCUCAGUCAGCAGAGGGACAAGCCCCUGUGACCAUUGAAAAUGUCACAAGUCCUUAUGUAACUGACAUAAUGGAUGAAGAUUCUGAUGAUGAAUCACCUUCUGACUCAUCAACAUUGACUUGCCCAUCUUGUGACAAGACUUUCUGUUCAGUGCCUGAAUUCGAGAUUCACUUAGAGGAACAUUCAAACAAUCUCGGACCUAUCAAAUACACAUGUAGAUUUUGUGCUAGAACCUUCUGGAGAAAGUACAACUUGAAGAUCCACAUGAAGACCCAUACAGGGGAACGUGCCUAUUCAUGUCAUUACUGCCCAAAGAGCUUCAUCACCAGCAGUAGGCUCAAGUUUCACAUGAAAAGCAAACACUCUUAUGUGAGACUGAACAAAGUGAACACAGCAGACAGUGGUAAUCUAAGGAAUAGGAUGCAGAAUUCGGAUGUAUAUAUUGAUGAUGCUUCUGAUGACAGAGAUGAUGAAGUCUGCCCCCAAGGACCAACUGAUGAUAGUGAGAAUAUAGAAAGCUCUAAUGUCACCUACUUAUAUGAUGGUGCUACUGGUGGCACUGACACACCACCUGAAGAACCAACUACUGGCCAUGUCUGUCAGUUAUGCAAAAAGGAGUUCCCCAGCGAGCAACGGAUGAUUGUGCAUAUGGAAGUUCACGCUGGUGAAAAGCCUUAUGACUGCUUGAUAUGCGGCAAAGCCAACAAAACAGGCUAUCAGUUAAAUCUGCAUAUGAGGACUCACACUGGAGAGAAGCCAUAUCAGUGUGAUGUCUGCUCAAAGCGGUUUAGGCGAUACAAUCAUUUUUUCAGCCAUAAACGAACUCACACAGGUGGAAGGCCCUUCAAGUGCAACGUCUGCCAGAAGACUUUCACAGCUAUGAAUGGACUGAAGUACCACCUGACUCAUGUACACAAGCCAGAAGAGGCAGAGAAGGAUCCAGUUCAGGUAGAAAGUGAAGAAAAGAUGAUUCAGGAGACUGUUGCCAUGGUAAAAAGACAUGAAGAGAGUAAGUUACCGCCAGAGCCUGGCAGUAAGUGUAUUGUAACAGCAAUUAAGAUAAAAACGGAACCAGGUGACCCAGAUGAUAUUCUUGCGAUGCAGACUCUAACUGAUGCAGAGCAGCGCGAUGACGGGUCAGAGACUGCGGCCCUGUGUGCUGAGAUUGCUGAACGGAUGAAGAAGAGUAACAGCCAGUCAGCUUUCAUGCUACCAUCAGGUAGGGGCAGUAUGAAGAGUGUUCCCUCAAGUAGUUCUGACAUUGAGAUGAAUGAGCCAUCCAAGGCUGCUGUACAGGACACACCUGUUAGUGAUAGCAUGUCGGGUCGAAGGAGGAACAGAAAGAGUUCUAAACCAAGCUUUUAUGGAAUUAAGGUCAAGACUGAAAACACUGAAAAGACAAAAUCUGUAGAGUCUGGUUCCAACACUGAUGAUGACUUUGCAAUUUCAUUAGACAGUGUCUGUUCUGGACAAAUUCCAGAUGAUGUUCGAGCAAUGGCAGACAGUGAGAUCUAUGACGCAUUGAAUCCUGAGAUGAACAGCUUCACAAUGGAAGAGGAACUGGGGGUGGACGACAGUUCCAGGGAUGAAAGCAUGACGUCGAAUAUAAUGAAGGACUUCAAAUUUUGUGAUUACUGCAGUAUAACUCUACCUAGUUCUGAGUAUGACAGUCACAUGGAAAAGCAUAAUGGGACGUAUUACUCAUGCAGUAUUUGUAAUUUCAAAUUUGCCACUAAGGAGACAUUGAGAAAACAUGAAAACCUUCAUCCCAAAGAGACUCCUUUUGAGUGUAUAGAAUGUGGGCUUGGUUUCAUGUAUGCAGCCGACUUGCAAGUACAUCGUCGAGUUCACAAGAGUAAGAAGAAAUAUGAGUGUUUGUAUUGUGGCAAGUUUUUUGGGAAGUCGGACAACUUAAAAUCACAUGUCCGGACACACACUGGUGAAAAACCUUAUAAAUGUGAUAUCUGUGACAAGAGAUUCACGACAUCAACUGGGCUGAGAUACCAUGAAAGAAACAGAACACCGGAAAACUGCUACAAGGGAAUGGACAACCGUUGUCGUUACAAGAACCAUUACCAACAGGCUUAUGAUAUCAUUACAAAGGCUGCCAAGGAGGGGAAGAGCCGAGAAGAUAUUGCCAUGAUGUCGAUCAAGUCACGGUCAUCAACUAAUACCUACUCUCUGGACUCCAAACAGGUUCUUGUCUUUCCCAAGACACCUGUGAUGAAGGAUAAUUAUCAGCAAAUAGCUUUGAAGAAAACGCUCAUGAAGCUUGACUCGUCAGUGCUGCCCGAUGUAGCCAAACAUGUUCUCAAUGCACCUGCAGGGAAGAAACAGAUGACUGACGAAUCUAAACAGAAAGAUGAUAUUCAACCUGAAGCUGUUUCAGUCAGGAGAGCCAGUAUUGACAGACAUGUCAAGAAAGAAAUGCAGAAACAGCAAGAAUUGGAUAGGCUGGUAAAAGAUCAAUCCGUUUUUGCUAAGAAAAAGUAUGCUCGCUGCCCGUUCUGCCCAAAGGUUUUGUCUGAUCAGUCAGGGCUCAAGAAGCAUCUCCGUAUUCACACCGGCGAGAAACCAUACAAAUGUAGGCAAUGUAGCAACUGUUUCGCUCGUUCUGACUACCUUCAAAAGCACAUGCUGACCCACAUGGAUGAGAAACUUCACAGGUGUGAUGUUUGUGACAAAUCGUACAAGUUAGCAUCAGAUCUCAACAGACACAAACUUGCUCUGCAUGGCAUCUUCAUGCCUUCCAACAUAGAGUCAUCUUAUAUUUCCUUGGUUACCUACCCUUGUGAUGUCUGCCAGUUGGAGUGGAAGUCUGAGGAAUUGCUGCGUCAACAUAUGAAAACCCAUGACCAUCAGUGCCCCAAAUGCAACAGAGCUUUCUCCAAUGAUCGCCUUUAUCAGAUUCACUGCGGGAUCUGUACAGGAGCAGAGGUAGACAACAUGGGGGAGGAACCCGAUGUCACAGUCACCUUUGAAGGUUUUGAGAUUACAUGUAGUCCACCUGGCUCUGAUAUUGAGGAUGAGGAACAAAACAUUGAAAUAGAAAAUGAAGGAGUAGACGCUAAAGAGAUGGAAGAUUUGGAUGAUACAGAUGAUGAAUCAGAUAAUGAAUCAGAUGAAGUGGAAGGUGAUGCGGUUGAUGAUGCAGGUGGUGCAGAAGUUGAUACUGAAAGUGAUUAUGAGCAGGUUAGUCGGAUGAAGUCUCAGUCCGAUGCACAGAACAAACAAAAAACAAGCCACAGCUGCACAUUCUGUGGGAAGACCUUCAGGUCCUUCUCCACCAUGAUACUGCAUCUGCUGGAACAUAAGGGACCGAAGGUAUUUCCUUGUCCAGUAUGCAGCUACACAUGCUCUUCUCUCAAAUCCCUGGAGGAGCACGAGAACGAACACAACGCUUCUAAGAACGAAUGGGCUCAAGUCAGGUGCAACCUCUGUGGCAAGUUCUUCGAGACACACGAGGUGAUGAAGUCCCACUACCCCGAACAUAUGGGUGGGGAUGUGUACAAGUGCAGCAAGUGUCACAAGAUGUUCAAGCAGUUUCCUGACCUCAACAAACACUCGAAGACCUGUAAAGAGUCUUUGGAACAUGUGAAGGCAUUUUCUUGCAGCUUCUGUAACAAGCAGUUUGACAAGCAGGAUCACAUAAAGACACAUGUUCGCAUCCACACCGGGGAAAAACCGUAUGAGUGUCAAGUGUGUGGGAAGGCAUUCGCUGCUUCUACUGGCCUGCGGCUCCAUCAGAAGCGAGGGCCACCAUACGUCUGUGCUCCGCCAUCACCUGCAAAGAAGGUCACCACCACAACCUUUGUCACAAAGCGGACAGUCAGUGACAAGCAGACUGUGCACGAAAAGCGGACAGUGAGUGCUAGCACUAGCAAAGCCACACCUGAUGAUGUUGCCGCAAUCCAGAAUGGUUAUAACGAGCCACGGAGGAGAAGCUUAAGAAACAGAACAAUCAGUGCUAGCAAGGGGAAGUAACCAGUGCUAGCAAGGGGAAGUAACCAGUGCUAGCAAGGGGAAGUAACCAGUGCUAGCAAAGGGAAGUAACCAGUACACUCUAGGGAAAGUAACCAGUGUUAGCAAGGGGAAGUAAUCAGUACACUCUAGGGGAAGUAACCAGUGUUAGCAAGGGGAAGUAACCACUACACUUUAGGGGAAGUAACCUGUGAUAGCAAGGGGUAGUAACCAGUGUUAGCAAGGGGAAGUAACCCUCAUUGACAAAGUUGACUUCUGCUGAAGAAUACAGUGUUAAUGUUUGAAAUAAAAGAAGAAUAUAGAUAGAAGUGAUGAAGUCUUAACCAUGUUACUGAUGUUCAAAUUCAGAUUUUCAAUUUCAAGAGUUUGUGUCGGAUGCGAAACACAAGUUCUAGUUCCAGAUUGUAAGGGACCCAGGUCAGUGACCUCUGAAAAUAAUAAAUGACUUUAACUGUCAGACAAAUAUAAGGGCUCUGGUCAUGUAUAAACUUAUACUUCUGGGGUUGGGGCUACAAAGCAAAGUUUAGUUUGCACCGACAUACCGGUAUGUCAGUGGUGAAAUAUAGGAGUAAUGAUCGUUUUUUAUGCUCAGAUUGGAAUAUUUAUAAACCUCACCAACUCAUUAAUUUCCCAGGUUGUCAGUCGGAGGUUUAAAGUGAACAUGGUGUCGUCUUGAACAAGUUAAACUUGCGUGUUCUUUUAUCAACAACGUUCUGCCAGGUCAGACGUAACUGUUGAUGCCACGUUUGUCUCGUAUGUGUAUGGUAACCUGAUAUUUAUAUUUAGACAUGGUGGAGAAAGCAUGGACCGGGUGUAUUCUUACACCAGUAUUAUUGUUGGAUCUAGGGGCUCUUCAGCCUGUCAUGGAAAAUCAUUUUUGCAUUCAAUAUUACCCUUAAAAAGUCAUUACAAUAAUUGUAUGUUUGAGAGAAGCUCAGUUGGUUUAAGGUGUGAGGAGUUAUCUCCCCUGAAUGAAUCCCCCCGCUCUGUCCUUUUAAUGAAUUAUUCUACUAUGGUUGAUAUACAGUGUUUUUAACAAGGUAGAAACUUAGUGAAUUCAUAUUUUGCUACUUUCUUUUCUCUAUAUGUUUGAAGUAACCAUGGUAACAGUAUAAUUCAGAGGAAAAUGCCCUUGUGAUUUUUCCAAAAAUGGAGUGCAUUAUUUCUAGCAGGGAUUACUUUUUGGUUAUGAUUGUUUGAUUUUAUGGCAUUUUAAGAACGGCAUAUGCUAUUAUUUUAUAACUAUUCUUAAACAGUGUGAAAAUUAUUAUGUUGAUUUUGUGUUUUACAUGAUCAUUUAGCAACCUUUUAUUCUGAGAUGUUAUGUUUCUUGGGUGUAAUAUUGUCAUAGAUGAACGUGUUAAGUUUCUGUUCCUGAAACAUUGAGAUAUAUUGAAAUUAUUUUUACACAUUGAGAGUUAUUGUAACAUACUAUCAAGAAAAUGCUAAGCACACAGCAAAUAUGCAAAUGUGAUAGAUUAUUUUUGUUAAUCAGUGAUCAGAAUGUUACUGGUCUAUGACUUCAAGAGGUCAGAUAGAAAGCGAGCGAGCGAGUAUGGUUUUUACGCCGCUUUUAGCAAUAUUCCAGCAAUAUCACGGCGGGGGACACCAGAAAUGGGCUUCACACAUUGUACCCAUGUCGGGAAUCAAACCCGGGUCUUCGGCGUGACGAGCGAACGCUUUAACCACGAGGCUACCCGACCGCCCCGUCAGAUAGAUAGCAUCACCAUGGUGAUAUACCUUGUUAAAAAUGAUUAUGAUGAUACAUGCCACCUGUUAUUGUAUGGAAAACUCAAGAAUAUGUGAAAGCCCAUGGCGUUCUGGACCCUGUAGACAUUAUUGCAAAACAGGAUUUCAUGGUUUUUCUGUACAUUUCUUUUUGGUAAAAAUAUCAUUAACACGUCAUCUUACCCAAACUAUGGAACCUCAUGUUCCACAUGUUGAUUAAGAAUCUCUAUUUUUGACCACUUAGUUUACAUGUAAUUCUCCAAAACAAAGGUCCGGUGGUAACAUAAAUAUAAAAAAUCAUAAAGGCUUAAAAAGAUAAAAGAAUUGGUUCUCAGGCACUGGUUUUGGAAAAUAUAGUGCUUUUUUCCGUUCAUCUAGUAUGUAACCAAAUAAACAACCUGGGAAAGGGCCUCCCUACAUAAAUGUAUUCCUUGAUGAGUAAAAUUCUGGAACACAGUGUAGGAAUAACCAUUGGACUUGGAAUAUUUAAUGAUUUUUUGUUUGUUUUUUUAAAUGGAAAUAAAAAUGAAGGAUGCGGCGAACUUUAUGAUGAUGCAGUCGGUGCCUGAGAACCAAAGCCAUUUUUUUUUAAGCCUAAAUCCAAAUUUUUAAGUGACCUUAAGAAAAUUGAUGGCCAAAUGAAAACAUAAGAGUAAUGAAAAAGUAUAUUUUAAUGAAAAUUUAAAGGAUUAAUUUUGUUUCUAUUCUGACAAAUUUGACCCACUUUGAACAGGUUGAUUUUGUUCUGAAGAUUUAAGAUGGAAGGAAUAUCUUCUCAAUAUUUAUAUCUAAUUUGGGGUCAACGGAUAUGUAAACCAGGUAAUUAGAAACUUCUGCCUCAGUUGUAACAUGUCGGUAUUACUCUGAAGAUGUUCAUGCAUAAUGUGUAUUUGAUAGUAUGGUUUGAUCGUUUUGUAACCAUGGUAACAAGUGUAAAUAUGUGUAUCAGCACACAAUCCGUCCACAACUCUGAACUGUCUGUGUUUCAAUAGUACCUGUUUGUUUUCAUACGACUCGUGUAAGCCAUGCAGCAUGUACACUAUUGUUAUUCUGGUUUAUCAUAUGAAAUUACCACUGAUGUAUUCAAUUUAUCAGAAAUGUUCUCAAUUGUACGCAAUCCACUGGGAAUACUGUAAAGCAUUAAAUCGAUUCUCUAGCCAUCCAUGCAUGCACCAUGCAUCCUACCAAUAUAAGUUGCAGCAGUUGCAACGAGGGGUACAUCUGGUUUUAUGUGUCCCGUGUUAGGUUUUAUACCACAAGCCAGAUUUUUUACAAGCUGGCGUGACAUAACAGGGUUAAUGCAGCAUUUAACAGCAGGCAAACAAUGUUGUUGGUUCAUGUCCAAGAUUCACUCAGGUCCAGGGGGUGUCAGCACUUUGAAAGCUGCAUAUUCAUAUUUUCAUCUCCUCGUCACCACCUAUAAGUAUGUUAAAUGAGGUGCUUGUGACCUAUGCCCCUGUGGCAAGCCGUGAAUGUGCAGUAUGGAACUGAUGGCGAGGCAUUCACAUUGAAGUUGGUUUCUAUCCCUUGUUAUUUUACAAAACAUCCCCAGAAAGGUUGGUCAUCAGAUUUCUGCCAUUGUUUCAAAGAAUGUCAAUCUUCUGAAAGUUUGAAAAUUUAACUGGAUAGUUUCCAGUUGUAUCUAUCUGAAGGGACAAUGCCAUGUUUCAGCAGACAGUUUUUAUGGCAACUGUCAUUCCUGUCUUGAUGCCACCAUUGUCUGCACGAUGUAUCCACUUGGAGCUCCCAUUGUUGGCAUGAUGUACUCCACUUGGAGCUCCCAUUACCUGCACGAUGUAUACACUUGGAGCUCCUAUUGUCUGCACGAUGUAUUCACUUGGACCUCCCAUUGUCUACACGAUGUAUACACUUGAAGCUCCAAUUGUCUACACGAUGUAUACACUUGAAGCUCCCAUUGUCUGCACGAUGUAUUCACUUGGAGCUCCCAUUGUCUGCGAUAUGUAUAUACUUGAAGCUCCUAUUGUCUACACGAUGUAUACACUUGAAGCUCCCAUUGUCUGCACGAUGUAUACACUUGAAGCUCCAAUUGUCUGCACGAUGUAUACACUUGAAGCUCCCAUUGUCUGCACGAUGUAUACACUUGAAGCUCCCAUUGUCUGCACGAUGUAUUCACUUGGAGCUCCCAUUGUCUGCGAUAUGUAUAUACUUGAAGCUCCUAUUGUCUACACGAUGUAUACACUUGAAGCUCCCAUUGUCUGCACGAUGUAUACACUUGAAGCUCCAAUUGUCUGCAGGAUGUAUACACUUGAAGCUCCCAUUGUCUGCACGAUGUAUACACUUGAAGCUCCCAUUGUCUACACGAUGUAUACACUUGAAGCUCCCAUUGUCUGCACGAUGUAUACACUUAUGGCUCCCAUUGUCUGCACGAUGUAUUCACUUGGAGCUCCCAUUGUCUGCACGAUGUAUUCACUUGGAGCUCCCAUUGUCUGCACGAUGUACACACUUGGAGCUCCCAUUGUCUGCACGAUGUACACACUUGGAGCUCCCAUUGUCUGCACGAUGUACACACUUGAAGCUCCCAUUGUCUGCACGAUGUAUACACUUGAAGCUCCCAUUGUUUGCACGAUGUACACACUUGGAGCUCCCAUUGUCUACAUGAUGUAUUCACUUGGAGCUCCCAUUGUCUGCACGAUGUACACACUUGGAGCUCCCAUUGUCUGCACGAUGUACACACUUGGAGCUCCCAUUGUCUGCACGAUGUACACACUUGGAGCUCCCAUUGUCUGCAAGAUGUAUUCACUUGGAGCUCCCUUUGUCUGCAGGAUGUAUUCACUUGGAGCUCCCAUUGUCUGCACAAUGUAUUCACUUGGAGCUCCCAUUGUCUGCAUGAUGUAUUCACUUGGAGCUCCCAUUGUCUGAAGGAUGUAUUCACUUGGAGCUCCCAUUGUCUGCAUGAUGUAUUCACUUGGAGCUCCCAUUGUCUGCAUGAUGUAUUCACUUGGAGCUCGCUAUGUCUGCACUAUGUACUCACUUGGAGCUCCCAUUGUUUGCACGAUGUAUUCACUUGGAGCUCCCUUUGUCUGCAGGAUGUAUUCACUUGGAGCUCCCAUUGUCUGCAUGAUGUAUUCACUUGGAGCUCCCAUUGUCUGCACGAUGUAUACACUUAGAGCUCCCAUUUUCUGCAAGAUGUAUUCACUUGGAGCUCCCUUUGUCUGCAGGAUGUAUUCACUUGGAGCUCCCAUUGUCUGCAUGAUGUAUUCUGUUUGUAAUUUUCUGUCCUUGUUGCAUUAGACUUAGUUGUUAUUCUGACAUACGAAGAACAGAUUUGAACUUUUGUUAAAUAACAGAUCUUCUAUAUUGUGAAAAUGUUUUUUUGCUGAAUAAGCAUUGACUUUACUAUAUUUGUUACAAUAUGUAUAUUGCCAAGUGGUAAGAUGUGUAAAUAUAUAUUGAUGGUAUGUAUGGUUUAUGUGUUGGUUUUUACAAGAUAAGCUUGAAGAUUGUUGUUAAAACUGCUUUGAUAUAUCUGGUUUGCUUGGACUAGAUGUGAGUAUUUCUUUGGGGCACGCUAAUAUUUUGAAGAAUGACUAAUAUAUGGAUGUCGGUGUUGGAUGGGGAUUAAAGAGACCUGAAACUGAGUUACCUCCCUUUAUAUGUGAUCACAACUUUGAGAAUUGAUGAUUAGAAAAGAUAUAUUCACUCAGAACAAUGAGUCUUCCUCAUGAUCCCAUUCAAUAUAAGAACCUGAUAUCAUAUUUUAAGAUAUCUUCUUUUUUCAACUGAAAACAAAUAUAUUGUUUUAUGACUUGUCUGUCUUGCAAGCUGCUUCUAUUACUCAAGCAGGCUUCAUACUGGUUAUGAUGUCCCUGAGAAGUCAUUGAAUUUUAGUUUCCCGGGCCUGGAAUAGUUUGGGAAAAUAGAAAAAUUUAAUAAAGUCAUAGAAAAAUCAUUGGAAAGUAAAAGUUUUAUUCAAGUAAGUUUCCUGGGGAAAUAUCAUUGACAAGAAAAUAUAUAUACCGGUACCUCAACCAUCGGGUGUUCUCAUCUUCCAGAGAUUAUUUUGUUAUUUUUAUUGGUAUAAUAUAAUGAAAAACUGUCAUAAUGCCCUUGAAAAGAAAUGGAAAAAGCUUGUCAGGCUUACAGAACCCAGUGGAACUUUCUCCCCAAACCAUGUACGUACACUGGUGCCAACAUGUCUAAACAGGUCUGUGAGUCGGGGAAGAUGUCCUUCCCAGCAAGUUUGAAUCAGGCUAAUAACAAUGUGUUUCUUGUGUGUCAGAUCAGAUAUUAUGUAGAUCCCACUGUCCAAUACCCCGUUUAGUCCCUACCCCGGUGGGGAUAACAGGUUAGAAUUGGUCCCCAUAAAUCUGUUUGUACAAGGCAACUAAAUGGUUUGGGUGGUCAGGCUUGGUGACUUGGUUGAAUGCAUGUCAACUUGCAGCAUGCAUUGGUUGUGACAUCAGAACUGGAUAAUUUUGGUAUACACAUUUUCGAAUGCCUGGGAGGAAUUGAGGGGAAAAACCCAACUUAAUCCAACUGUUUGCAGAAGGUCAAGCUACUUUGGGCCAAUGUAAGUGCUGAAUUGGGCCCAUAUCUGAAAGCUAGCAUGGCUCAUUUGGUACCAUGUAAACUUCACUCUAUAUUUUGUUUAACCCAUGUUCCACAAUGAGUAUGUUCAGUUUUUGCAAGGAAUUCAGGGUGGUUUUGCACAGUACUUAACAUAAAUAUUCAUGUUGUAUAACUGGGUAUAUGUUUAUAAGAGUAGUAUAUGUGUCCAGGAGUGUGGAAAGAUUGAUAAAAUGUUCCAUGGGAAAAUAGUCUGCGAAGAUGAUAAAUUAGUGGCAUUGUAGACAGAAUUGACUCACGAAUUUCCACUUCUUUAUUCUUUCAGUGCCAUGUUUUGGUUCAGAUGCAAGUACCUUUAUAAGCACCACGUCAAAUCGAUGUCAUUAAGAUGCAUUUGUUACUUCAGGCUAUCACUGCACUUCAAUGAAAAAAUGUUUUCUGUCUUAUACAUAAAAUUUGUGUGCAGAAUAUAGUUUCAGUCUCAGCACAAUUUUCUACUUGUUUGCAGGCAAAAAUCGACUUGUCUUAUAACUUUCAAUUCUUGAACGGAUAUGGUAUCUUUGCAGUCCUGAUACAUUUAAAAUUAUAUAAUAAACAACUCUGAUCAACCCAACUCUGUUUCUUAUAACAAGCUACACAGGCAAUGAAGUGUAACACAUAGCCGUCUAAUGAGGUUUAAAUCAUUAGGUACAAGCUAUGUGGUUUCUUAAGGUGUAGUUUAAAAAAGGACUUAUUUCUGUACAAUGAUAUUAGAAUGACAGUCCAAAUGUUCACAAAUUGAUGAACAUGAGUAUGAGGUUGGUAAACAUCAAUACAUUAUUGACACACAGGUCGAAGGAUGUGAUGGUAUAAGAUUAGGCUAUAUCUCACAUGUCAGCAGUGUUUAAUUAACUAGCAUCAGGCCAUAAUUGAUUGAUUAUUAGAGUUUCAUCUGUCUCAUUCUUUCUUUGGUGAAAUACACCAUAUGAAUGGUUCUGCCAAUGCUUCAUGUGAUUCCCAUCCAUCCAUCCCUAUUUGCAAAUGCCUUUAACAGUUUGUUUGGAAAAGUAUUUAGUUGAAAGGCGAAUAUUGAACUUUAUUAUUGCCUUGGCUGGAAUUGCCACACAUAUUUUCAUACGGAGUCCGGUUUAAUGAAAGAAUCGGAAGCUUGAACAGCAGCAUCAUCAACCACAUAACACCCUUACCCCUAACACUACAUGAAUUUGGCAAUUGGGAAAAAGCAUAAUUCAUAACAAGUUGAAAUGACGAAAAUGCAUUUUUCAAUCCAAUGACAUUGAUUAUUUUUCUGAAAAAAUUGUUCCAAAAUGUUUGAUACUGUUCCUUGUAUAGAUGUACACCUAAAAGGUAUAUGUGUGCAUCCUCUCCCGCCCAAUUGGUAUCCUCCAAAACUUUUCUUAUGUCACAUGAUGUUUGUUCUAAACAGAGCAUUGAAUGCUUUUUUCGAUGUGAUUUCUCAUUAUAAUGUUCUUUGUUAUGGUGAGAUUCUCAUUUACUCAUGCAUAUAUAUAUAUCUAUAUAUGUUUAAUUUUGUAUUUAAUGUUUACCUAUACUUGUUAUGUUAACAAGGGUUCAUGUCUUUCAUGUGGCUCUGUCAGUGAAACUGCACAUAUUUAGGCACUGUUGAGAGAGAAUAAAUGUCUAGUCUC